UAACCCAAACAAACAUCCAAUAUUUGCUGUCUUCCCUUCCCUCACUUGCAUCACCCAAUUUCACUUUCUCUUUUACCUAAUUAUUGUGUCUCUCUCUUCUUCCUCUCUCCUCACCCCUCCAUUUGCUGUUGUGAGAUCUAAUCUGAAAAACCAAAGACGAGCAUCAGUGAAGGUUGGAAGAGCAUGAGUCCAGCUAACUUGGGAGCUCAGUUUGGAGACACCACUUACACCAAGGUCUUCGUGGGCGGCUUGGCUUGGGAGACCCACAAGGACACCAUGAACAAAUACUUCCAACAGUUUGGGGAUAUCUUGGAAGCCGUUGUUAUUACCGACAAGGCCACCGGUCGAUCCAAAGGCUAUGGAUUUGUCACUUUCCGGGAGCCCGAAGCCGCUAUGAGGGCUUGCGUGGAUGCUGCUCCGGUGAUCGACGGGCGGAGGGCUAAUUGCAACCUCGCUUCUCUCGGGGUUCAAAGAUCCAAACCCUCAACACCCAACCACGAGAAAAAGAAAUGGGAAUUGGCAGGCGGCGGCGGAGGUGGAGGAAGAAACUUUAGGGUAUUGAGCUGUUUCCAGAGUGGAUUUGGAGGGAAUGUUGGAUCAGCUUUUCAUUCAACACCAACUUUCCCUCAUUAUGCUGUCCACCAAGGGAUCCCUUACAAUCUCUAUGGGUACUCUUCCUAUUCCCCGGACUUCACUUACCCUACGAGCUAUUACAAUGUGUACGGUGGCGCAACUGCACAGUACCCUGUGUAUAGUACUGGUCCCGGCGGCUUAAUGAGUGGUGCGGCGGCGUUCUACCCGUAUUUCCAGUUUGGGGAAGGAAGUGGCGGCGGCGGCGGAGCCAAUGGGUUCAGUGUCGGUUCUGGUCAACAGGGUUAUGGGGUUCAGUACCCUCACCAUCUGUUUCAGUACUCGGCUGGGAUUAAUUCAACUGCAACCACGUUCCCACAGCACUAUGGUGGUCCUCCUAUGUCUCUCCCGCCCACGCCACCCACCCUGCCAUCAGUGUUUUUUGCUGUGCCACAGGCGUGACAAUGGCUCUAACUGCACCAAUCCCACAUCGCUAGAGAGACACAAAACCCUCAUCUCUCAACACUCUUUCCUACUCCUACGCCCUAACCAUGGUUCCAUCUCUCUCUCUCUCUCUCUUUAUUUCACUCACUCUAACACCAACCAACCAACACACAUGCCCCUCGUCGGGGCCAAACCGAACCGAACCAAACCAACCCACCCAAAACUCACCUCCAAAGUUGGAGCAAAAUCAUGCAUUUUCAUUUUUUCAUUUCAUUUUGUGAUGAUGGGUCAAAAAAAAAAAAAAACCCAACUUUGGCCAACAAGGGAUUUGGCCUUGAGUUGGCGAAAAUCUGCCAAUAGCAUGGUUUUAGUGCAAGCUAUGAAGGGGUGAUCCCCCUUUUUGUUGUAAGUUGAUGAGCCUAGGAGUGGCUCUCAAGGACAUUACAACAAUCACCUUUUUCAAAAACAAACACUUGUUGGGUUUGCAUCAAAAUUGUAAAUUUCAUUCCAAAACAGCACACCCAUUUCUUCCAUCACUUUGAACAACAAAAAAGCUCAUAUUUUUCCCAACUUUUGAUCUUCAUUAUCAUCAUCUGUAAUUAAAUUUGAAGUAGGAGUAAAGUACUAUGAGAAGAAAUUCAGAUUUUAAAGAAUUGGUGGGGCAAGGGAUGCCCCACCUUUAUCUUCAAAAAUUAGGACAAAUCACCAAGUUUUAGAAUUAGUGGCUACAUUGUCUCUGUCUUUUUCUUCUUCUUCUUCUCUUUUUAUGGAUUAAUUUAGUAUUAGUUUGACAUAUUCCUCUUGGGGUAAGGGGAUUAAUUAACUCUUAAGCUACCAUAUUAGUUUGUUGUAAUUAAAAUUAAGAAACAAUGGUUGUUGAACUUAUGGGAGUUACAACCUGGUUUAAUUUUUGGUAAACCAAAGCACAAAUAUUGCUGUUGGUUUAACAUUAUUUUGUUGUUUUGAUUAGAAAUUUAGGAUUAGGGUUUAAAGCAUCAUCCAUGAUUUUGAGAUGGUCCAUUAAUGGAUACGGAGCUCUCAAAAUAAGCAUUUUGCAUGUGAGCCAUUGGGAGAUAUUUGGGUUCCCUUUGGCUUCUUCAUCUUCUUCUUCUUCUUCUAACCCAAGAAACCAACCAAGCAACCAACCAUGGUUAGGACAUAGGCCAACUUCAUGCCUUUCUUCAUUUCUUGCUCUCCAAUUCUGCUGUGUUUUAUGUGUCUGCGUGUUCGAGGACUUUGGGUGGACCUUGGAAACACUGUGUUCUAAUUAAUUAUGUCGCUAAAAGAAGAGCCUUAUUUUUUGUUUUUCCCUUUUCAUGUCUAUGGUUUGUAAUGUAAUUAGAUGUUGGGUACCUUUCUUCCAUAUCAGCACUUCUACUAAGAUUCAGUUCUUCAUCAGCUUGCUCCUUUGCAGCUGCUUGAUGAAUAACCUACGUACCUUAAUAUUAAUUGCUUCUUUCUUUCUC
Messenger RNA from Cucurbita maxima (winter squash), 2480 nucleotides. Its product is annotated as probable RNA-binding protein ARP1. Lineage: Eukaryota; Viridiplantae; Streptophyta; Magnoliopsida; Cucurbitales; Cucurbitaceae. The coding region runs from base 184 to 1032 and encodes 282 amino acids. Gene Ontology annotation, molecular function: RNA binding. The record is from RefSeq and is a predicted model, not a curated record. The transcript has 6 exons.